AUGAACAUUGAAGUAAUCUCCUGCAGAGAAAAAAGAGUCGCUGAUGCUAUUCGACUAGAUCAAGAGCAGCAUUCCUCAAUGAAAGAACGAUAUAACUUUGCUUCUCAGGAAAAUACCCUACCGACCAAUUUGAAUAUUACGCCUUAUGAUUCCAUGGCCUUAAAUCAAGUCUUUUCAUCGGAGCAUGAAAAUCAAAAAUCCAUCGAGGGUCUGCAAGAAUUUCAACCGUCCUCAAACCAAAAUGAAUUACCAUAUUGUACAGACUAUUCUUUUUUCGAGGGUCAAGAUCAUCUCAGACUUGAAUCUACAUGGGCACAUGGUUUUUUAUCAACAAAUCAUUUUCCAAUUGUAGAUGGCGAGGCGCGAACAGAUAGUCCAAUUGGUUUAAAUCAAUUUCCCAAUUUUCAACCAUUGGCAAUUCAUCCUUCGACACAAUCGGUGGAUAUUUGUUCACAUGUUGAGAUGACCUCUCAGGUACCAUAUUCUCCAUUCUUCCACGAUAAUAACUCAACAAAUUAUCUAAAUUAUAAUUAUCAGGAUAUUUGUUAUACAGACAAAGAGAAUUUUACCUUUUAA
Molecule: messenger RNA, 576 nt
Organism: Acaulospora morrowiae
Lineage: Eukaryota; Fungi; Glomeromycota; Glomeromycetes; Diversisporales; Acaulosporaceae
Source: the annotation of a GenBank genome assembly